AGGGCCAGGGCAAGGAAAAGUGCCCAAGCGUAUGUUCAUUGACACUACCUUCUUUAAUGUUCAUUUUUUCACAUAACUACAUUUGCACCUACAUCUUACAGCACCCGCCCCAGUAAGAGAAUGAAAAUUUCAACUUCCAAGGCUGCCACAACUUCCAAGGCUGCGAAGGGCAAGUCCCCACUUGAAGCAGAUACCACAAAGCCUGGAAAGAGGAAAGCAUCAGAGCAGGCCCUGAAAAUCAAAAAUGGCAAGGGCAAAGACAAAACUACAACUAAGAGUUCAGCUCCCAAGGAAAAGAAGGCUGCUAAGUCCAGUGAUUCACCUCCUGAUGUCAAGCCCCCACCAAAAAAGACAAAAAAACCUACUGAGCCCUGUGUGAAGGUCAGACAUAGUACAACACCAUUCCAAGCCUUCAUCGCUGCUAUUGCUGAUCAACCUGAGAAGAAGCAAGCAAUCAUUGACAUGGGCUUCGGUGGUCUACUUGAGCUAGACAUGCCAAGGAAUGACCCCAUCUUCUGCGCUAGGCUCGUAAGCCGAUACUGUGUGGGUAGUGGCUCCAUCUUGCUAUGCCGAGGCAAGGAAAUCGAUAUCAGGGAAAUCGAUAUCCACUUGGUGUAUGGGAUUCCACUAGGAGGCUUGGUCGUUGAUGAGACCAAGGAAUUGCAGGAGAAUGAUGCUGACUUCAGGAGUAUGAUCGAGGACUGGAGGGAAUAUGUUGGCGUCCAACGGGGUUCGCCAUACAUUUCUACAAUGGCGACGCAGCUUGCUGAUGUCGCAGUGCCAGUUACGGACAACUGGAAGAGGACCUUCCUAGUGGUGGCCGUUAACUGCUGCAUUAAAUCAACCCUGAACCCCCAUCCUCUCACAAACUUCUUGUCAGCUACCAUUGACAUCAACAACAUCCCCAACUACAACUGGUGCAAGUACACCACUGAAUCAUUGCUUCAUUCAGCUCGUGCUUGGCAGGAGGAUACCACUAGAUUCUUUUCUGGUCCUCUGCCUUUCUUACAGGUCUGCUAUUUUGAUCGUCUACAGAAGGAACUACACAAGCCUCCCCGUCAAUUCCCUCUACUCUCUAUAUGGAAACGGGAAAUUAUCAAGAGCAGGAUCUCUUGGGAAUUCAAGUCCGGAGUUGGGAUGGGGACUGUCCUCCCAAGGAUUACUGCUCCCAUGCACGGGCAACAAGAUGAACAACAACAACAAUCACUUACUUCUUUGUGUCAGCAACAACUCCAACAACAACGACAUCAACAACAACAAAAUCAGCAACAACAGAUUGUAUUUUGGGAUUUCUUACAGCAACAGCACCAGCAACAUCCUGAACAACAACAACAACCACCCCAUGACCUUGAGUCCUGGAAAUCAAAUUUCAUCAAUCUUUGUUCCAAGUUCACCGCUAAUCUCAUUGAGUUGACGGCCUUGCUGAACCAAGGCCCGCAUCUCAAUCUGGAUCCCACCGUUAGCAGCUUCGCCCCAUCCAUAAUUCAGGCCAUUUGGACUCGGUAUGAAAAUGCCGCGCAACCUUCAAUCAAUCCUACUCCCAACCCUCUCCCUGAUCAAGGCAACCCCUCUGUUCUGAGUCAAGAUGCCGCAUUUUUCCACUCCUCGGAGCUUUGGGAGAUGGUGGACCAGGUUGUUCAAUCACAUCUCAAACCGAAUGAAGCACCAGGUGGGUUUGAUGGCCCAACUUUCAGCCUGGACUUGGAGUUAAGCAUGGGCAGGCCUCCACAACGACAAGAUCAACCAUCUUCCUCAUUUUCCCCCUCUCUGUCGCUGGGUGAUUUUUUCAAAGAUCACGAGGACCUACAUGUUGAUAAAAUCUUCUAGUCCACCAAGCCUAACAAUG
Beta vulgaris subsp. vulgaris (sugar beet) is the source of this 1846-nucleotide messenger RNA. RefSeq lists its product as uncharacterized. Lineage: Eukaryota; Viridiplantae; Streptophyta; Magnoliopsida; Caryophyllales; Amaranthaceae. The transcript is spliced from 6 exons. The record is from RefSeq and is a predicted model, not a curated record. Bases 121 to 1827 code for a protein of 568 amino acids.